Messenger RNA from Striga asiatica, 2369 nucleotides. The record is from the annotation of a GenBank genome assembly. NCBI's taxonomy places the organism in Eukaryota, Viridiplantae, Streptophyta, Magnoliopsida, Lamiales, Orobanchaceae.
AAUAAAGCCUCAGUCCCAAUCCACCACCUCACUAGUGCUAAAAUACGCCGAGCGUAAUUUCACGCGCCUCUUCCCGUCGCCAACUGUCAAAAUUUUCCGUUACGACUCAGCGAAAAUAAUUAAAUAAAGUAAAAAUUCCGAAUAGAGCCAAAACGGCAAAACCUCUCAACCACCGCCAGCUCAAGCUCAGCCGGCUCGCGCCCUUACGACGCUGCCGCCACCGUAGGCACCACCACGCUCUGCCGCCACGUGGCGGGAGUUCGAAUCAGAUUCUUUCCGGAACCGGAAUGGGAUGCCUGAAAAUGCUCAGCAUAUUCGCGUAAAAAAGAACAAAAGAAAAAAAAAAUUGGGUGGGUUAAGAGGCCUGAAAUCUAGGACAAAUCUUGAGGUGAAAAUCAGUUCAAUUAAUGCUUUCGUCGGUGGUUCAAAAGGGAGAAUGGGUAUCAGGUUCUGCUGACGGUUUUCGAUCGGUAUUGGCGCUGGAUAUUCGUCUCUCGGUCGAGAAAAAAUGUCUAUUUAAUGUGAAGAUGCGCGUUGCCAGAGGGUGGUCGCUUUCUCUCUGCGUCUCCUCGUUCUUCGCCCCUUUCCCUUUUUCGUCUUCUCGAUUUUCUCCGAGGAUUUCGCGUUUCGAUUUCCGGUUUUUCUGUUCGUCGAUCUUCGAUCGGUUCGAGGGUGGAAGGAAGGUUUGUUAUACCGCAGUGCCAAGUAAUAAUAAACUUCACUACAACAAUAGUAUGGAUAGUGAGACUGUACAGUUUGAGAGGCCUACCCGCAGUGAGGCUGAUAAACAUCUUCAUGUGUGGUCAUCUCCAGAAGGAAGACAAAAGAUAGAUAUAGGAAAGAAGAUCUUCUGUAAUAGAUCUCUAAACAUGAGGAAUAUAGUUGCUGUUGGAUUCGACAUGGAUUACACUUUAGCACAAUACAAGCCAGAGACGUUUGAGUCACUUGCCUACGAAGGCACAGUUAAAAAGCUGGUUAAUGAUUUGGGAUACCCUACAGAGCUACUGGAGUGGUCUUUUGACUGGACUUACAUGGUCAGAGGACUCGUUCUGGACAAAAAGAGGGGCAACAUACUGAAGAUGGAUCGGCAUAAAUAUGUUAAGGUGGCUUAUCAUGGAUUCACGGAGCUGUCAAAGGAAGAAAAGGUUGCUGCAUAUGGAAGCAGAUUGAUCCGUGAAGCAUUUGAUGAGCCUGAAUAUGCUCUGAUUGAUACUCUCUUCUCUCUGGCUGAAGCAUACUUGUUUGCGCAACUUGUUGACUUUAAGGAUAAGAAUCCUGGAAAAAUCCAAGCAGACUACUCUCGCAUGUACAAAGAUGUUCGAGCUGCAGUUGAUUUGUGUCAUCGUGAUGGGACAUUAAAGAAGAUGGUCGCAAAGGAUCCUAAAAGGUAUAUAAAUGAGGACUCCUCAAUUGUGCCUAUGCUGAAGAUGCUUAGGGAUUCUGGCCGUGCCACAUUUCUAGUGACCAACAGCCUAUGGGAUUAUACCAAUAUUGUAAUGAACUUCCUUUGUGGACCAAGAUCAGGUGAUGAGGGCUCCGGCGACUCUUCUUUGAGUUUUGAUUGGCUUCGAUAUUUUGAUGUCAUUAUUACUGGAAGUGCAAAACCAGGUUUUUUCCAUGAUGAAAACCGUGCUAAUCUUUUUCAAGUUGAACCUGAGUCAGGAAUGCUUCUUAAUACCGAUAAUGGAACUCCUAUGCCUCAGGUAGACGCUUCUCUAAGGUUGCCUUUGAAGAGCUUAGAUAAAAGUUCCCAAGUUUUCCAGGGAGGAAAUGUUGGACAUCUACAUAAGUUGCUCUCUAUAGAGUCAAGCUCCCAGGUACUUUACGUUGGAGAUCAUAUAUAUGGAGAUAUCUUACGCAGUAAAAAAGUUCUAGACGGUACUUCCUGUAACACUCGGGCUGCUUCUAGGAAAUUGUUUCUAGCUGACAUUAGCAUUGUUCAUGUUUACCAUGGAAAUUCUUUGUAUCAAGCUAGAAGUUGGAGAACAAUGCUCGUUGUUCCUGAGCUUGAGAAAGAAGUCGAACUUCUGUGGACAUUGAGGGAUUCCCGCAAGAAACUUCAGUUAUUGAGGAACGAGCGUGACAAUAUUGAAGACCAGAUACAUCACCUGAAGUGGUCUCUCAGGUUUGAUGGUGUAAAUUUUGUGAACAAGGAAGAGAUAGCUGCUGAGCUUGACAAAUUCCAGUCUCAGCUGGAGUUGGUACGGCUGAGUCAUCAAGAAGCUCAACGAGAAUGCCACCAGAAGGUGGAAAGAUUUGCUUGCCUCUAUACCAGCCAAGUAUCCAAUUUGAGCCUCUAUUCACCUGAUAAGUACUACAGACCGGGUGAAGAUUACAUGCCUCAUGAGUUUGAUAUCAUAUCUUUAUGA